Molecule: messenger RNA, 934 nt
Organism: Onychostoma macrolepis
Lineage: Eukaryota; Metazoa; Chordata; Actinopteri; Cypriniformes; Cyprinidae
Product: CD48 antigen-like
Exons: 5
Coding region: 116-934 (272 amino acids)
Source: RefSeq, a predicted model, not a curated record
UCCUGAUUUAGUUUCAGAACAGAAAAUCUUCUCUGAAUGUUCAUCUGAGUUGCUUGUCUCCAUACUUCAUCAAGAGAAACAACACUGCUUUCAUUAUAUUCAGUAUCUGUUGAAAAUGUCCAUCAGCAUGUGCGGUUUCCUUGUGUUUUUCAUCAGUAUUAAGGAUCUUGUGAAUGGCGAGUGGGAUGAGAUAAAGACUGUGAUGGAGGGAGAUGUUCUCACUCUACAAACAAGAGACACUGAGAGUCUCAGUAAAGUAACAUGGCUGUUUGAAAGAGAUGAUCAAACUGUUCGUAUCGCACAGAUGUAUCAGGGUUAUGAACCCUUCUAUGAUGAGAGACUAACCGGCAGAAUGAAAAUGGACCCAAAGACUGGAGCUCUGACCAUCUGGAACAUCAGCAGCAGCGACUCUGGACUUUAUCACGUUUCUCUCCACAGUGGAUCCAUCUCAGAGAAAGUGUUCAGAGUGGACGUUUAUGGAACUGUUUCUGUACCCGUCAUUAGAUCUACGAUUAGUGGAAACCAAACUCAAGGUUCAUCAAAGCCACAGAAGAUGGAGGAGAUCUGCUCUGUGUUCUGCUCAGUAAGAAAUGAUCGAGGUGUGUUCAUCUCGUGGUAUAAAGGAGGUGAAAUGCUGAACCAGACCAGCAAUCCUGAUCUCAACAUCAACCUCAGUUUACCAUUAGAGCUUCAUUAUAAUGAUCCAGAGACCUACAGCUGCACGGCUGCAAACCCAGUGAAUAACAAAACCGUCCGUCUUCACAUGAAACAGAUCUGCCCUCGACAUGAAGAUUGUGUGGAUCACUGUGGCGUCACUGAGGCUGUGAUUCGUCUGGUUCUGUCUGGUCUGGUGGGAAUCGCCACUGUUGUGUUUCUGGUCGAGCAUCUGAGGUUCUGCUCAUCUCAGAGAAGAACUGCUGCUUCUGCACGGUGA